Prunus avium (sweet cherry) is the source of this 1120-nucleotide messenger RNA. Lineage: Eukaryota; Viridiplantae; Streptophyta; Magnoliopsida; Rosales; Rosaceae. The record is from RefSeq and is a predicted model, not a curated record.
GAAGUACGUAUUGUGAAGAAUCAUUCUGCUGAAAAUAAAAGAAAGGAAAAACAGAGGAGAGUGAAUUUGUCUUCCUUCAAUUUGCAAUAUCUCAUCUCGAUCACAACUUGCAUUCAAUUCGUAAGCACCUUUAGAACAAUGCCAUUCGAAUGCCCAUUAAGCUAGCAAACCCAUCUUCUUCCUCACAACACCCAAAAAAGAUAUUUUGGCUUAACCACUCACAACUUGCCCUGCCCAUCAGAUGGUUUAUAUAAUGACAUACACAAACAGAAGAAAACCAAUUCCAAUCAAAUUCUUGGUUUACAGUUUUUCUCAAUCUUUGGAAAACCUCUCUUGACAAUUCCUCAUUUGCACACACACAAAAAAGACUGACCCUUUUGGCCCAGCCAUGAGCUGCUGUGACUGUGCCUCCAAACACUGCAAUGCAGAGGCCCCAAAACCCAAGAUCUUGGCUGUCAUUUUUGAUUUGGAUGGGACCCUUAUAGACACAGAGCGGGCUACAAGGGGGGUUUUCCAGGAAUUCUUGGCCAGGUAUGGGAAAGUUUUGGAUAAGGAAAGGGAAGAGAAGAAGAGUUUGGGGAUGACAUUGAAAGACUCGGCAACUUCUGUUGUUAAGGGCUAUGAUCUCCCAUUGACCCCUGAUCAGUUUAUCCAAGAAAUCAUCCCCAUGUAUCAAGAAAAGUGGUUGUACACGAAAGCUCUUCCUGGUGCUAAUCGCCUUAUCAAACAUUUCCAUGACCGUGGCGUGCCUAUAGCUCUUGCUUCGAACUCCUUACGAGAAUACAUAGAUGCAAAGAUCUCUCACCAUCGAGGUUGGAAAGAAAGGUUUUCAGUGAUUCUUGGCAGUGACCAGGUUAAAGCGGGGAAGCCCUCUCCAGAUUUAUUUGAAGAGGCAGCAAAGCAAAUGGGCGUGGAUGCAGUUCACUGCCUUGUGAUUGAAGACUCAGUGUAAGAUUAGUCACAAACAUAUACAUCUGAUAUGAAAUUUGUUUCAGUCUUAUCAAUAGUCCAUCAGAUUCCACAGUAUGCUAAGUAGAGUUGAUAUUUACAGAUAUACAUUGCUGAUUAAUUUAAGCUGUCUUUUCGUUAAACGUUUCAUUCAAGUGGUGGUUACUGAUGC